UGUAUGUUGCGGAUGACAAACCAAGAAAUGCUCGAUUGGACACUGCCAUAUUGGGUGUUGAGCCCACUGGCACCCACCUACUUAUUGAUUCAUCAUACAGUGAGCCCAGUCUCACCCAGUCCAAAUCAGCACCCUCAUGUAGCCCACCCAGUAGAACCCAAACAAACUGCUCUGAUGCAAUAGACACGCCCACUUUAACCCAUUCAGCUGUGAGGCCUUACUUAAUAGGCUCCUUCCCUAGUCAUCACGCGGAACUUCCUCCCAAUCCUAGGGAUUUAACUUCAAGGGUAACGACCGUCACAGAAUGGGUUUUGGGGCGCCAGUUUCUUCUGCUACCAGUCGUUUCAAUGUUCUUAACAGUACUCAGACCAAUAAGAUAUUUGAUUCCUGAUUCUAUCCGCGCAAAGCUGCUGAGUGGGGAGACUUGCCACGCCCCGUUCCACGCCCAGACUGGCACCCUACCCUACCAACCACCUACCGAUACCACCCUAGCCCUAACCACCAUGUCGGGUCAGUUGUGCUUCACCUCCCGUUACGGCCCCUUCAGCGAACGCUUGGAUGACGAGGUCACAUUCCAAACAUCGGCCGAGAAUCAAGGCAGUGAUCUUCAGGGUGUGGACAACUUAGCUUUCGAAUCGGAUCAACUGAUUGGAGACCAGAAUUUCAGUACCAGUGACACAACAAGGAAUAGCGCCACCUUUGCUUUCCAGUCGCACGUCAAUAAAGAUCGCAGCGGCAGUUCCGAGGAGAGUUUUAGCAGUCAGGAAUCUAUUCCGGAGAUAGUUCCUCUUGGCCAACCCUGGAGAGCUCUUGGUUGGUUCUUCAGUAGAACCAUCGUCAGCAUCAUCAUCUUAUUCCUGAUGACCGGGGCGUCGCUGGCCCUCGCUGGGGUCAGCGUCUUCGUUGUCGGCCCUACUCCAUACUUUGACAAAUCCCUCAACGCUUUCCAGAUCCCGAACCACGUUUCAACUCGUCGUCAGAUGGCUUUCGACCAGGCCAAGAAAGAUGACUUCAAAAACUUGCCCAAAAGAAGCGCCGAUAACCAAAUCGGCGAUGGUGACUAUCUGAAAUAUUGGGAUUCGAAUGACGGUAAUGACAUAUUCAACUCACUGCUACGCAAAACCAAUUCUGAAAUAUCAGGAAUCCCCCAAGCAAACAGUAAUUCAUAUUAUGCCAAACAAAAAACAGAUUUAUUUAUUAACGAUAAUGAAGACCAGCCAAACAAUGCCGCAAGACCCAAGAGAGGGUUGGAUGAAGGCGAGACUUCUCACACUCGUCAGAGGAGAUCUGCGCAUCGAUAUCGCUCUAUGAGAUGGCGCAUACAACUCGUCUACAUUGCCGAGGGAGAUGAUAAAAACAUCUUCACUAAGGAACGUCUGGAGACGAUACACAACAUUGAGAUGUCUAUCAUGAACCAUCCAAACUUUACUUUCUUCUGUUCCCGUAACCCACGAUCCUUCGGUGACGCAGCCCUGGCACCAUACAAUCACUGUAUCCCACCAAAUUCAUUGAUGACAUAUUUCUACCCAUCUGAGGUCGAUUCAAAGAUCAUCUACGAUGGCGUAGGGACGGAGCUGGCUGAUAUUAACGGAACUCUAGCUCACGCCAUGACAGAGACUACCUUCUACUGGUACGUGGACACCAGCAUGAACACUAAAAACAGACGCAGCAAGUUUCUACGCAGUGAGGUGUGGUUUGGAGGACCAAUUGGUGAAAUUCCAAACACUCUUUCAAGAGAUGAGGUCUCCCAGUUGUACAAGGAUUUUGUAAUCACAUACAUCGACCUUCUGAACAAUGCAUCAACUGAUAAAGUACGUGUUCUCUACGGUGGAACUCAACUCUUUGACUACGAAGUGUCACAAACCAUCUCCCAUGACCUCAGCCUUGCAAUACCUACAGGCGUGGCCAUUUUCCUCUUGCUCUUCAUCCUGACGUCCUUCUCCGUCUGGCUAACCAUCUGGGGUUUUGCCAGCAUCCUCCUCAGCUUCGCUUGGGCGUACUUCAUUUAUCACGUUGCCUUCGGGAAAGCCGCCCUGGGCCUGCUGAAUCUGGUCUCAGCGUUUGUCAUCAUCGGCAUCGGUGUAGACGACGUGUUUGUCUUUGUCAACACUUUCCUCCAGGCAGACCACUACAAGGACCCCAUCCAGCGGAUGGCACACACCAUUAAAACGGCAGGCAUAGCAACCUUCUUUACUUCAUUCACGACUGCCGGAGCCUUCGCUGCAAACAUCGCCUCUCAGAUACCAGCCAUCAAUGACUUUGGCCUGUUCAUGUGUCUAAUCGUCAGCUUCUGUUGGCUUCUAGUCGUCCUUAUCAUGCCAUGUGCUCUUACUCUCUGGCAUCGUUGCUUCCAUUGUGAAGCCUUUAUAUUUGGUCGGUGUGUACGAGGUAAAAACGACCCUGCAGCCGCAAUGGCAAACCUGUCCCGCGUUCUAGCACGCCAUGAGAGGCAAGCCACCCAGCAGCUAGCUUCGGAAGAGGGUGGGGAUGAACAGAGCAGCCAGGAGGGAGGUAGGGAGGAGGGAAGCGGUCUGAGGGCGACUCGAGGAGAUGACAACGAUAUACCCCUGCUGGACCUAGAGGAAUUAAACAACACUCAGAACCUUUUGAUUGAAGACGAUGAACCUCUUAUUCUAACCAAUGACGAUGAGGUUCUCUCGUCUUUUCCUUCCGCGUCUACUCCUACUAAGCAGACUCGUGGUAUUACCAAGACACUCCAAAGUAUCCUCUAUAACUGUGUUGCUACCCCUGUCAUUAAAGGACGAUGGAUUGUGGUCCUUGGUUAUCUGGUCAUCUUUGGCGUCUCCCUGGGCCUGGUUGUCCAAAUCAACCCUGCCAAUCGACCUCCCGCCCUCUACAACCCGGACACAAACCUCCAACAGCUCUUGGACUUGGCAUACAACUUCAGCGGUUCGGAUAUCGCCUGUCGGUCCUGCUCAGGAUUCUCGUCUAACGGGGCGCCCAGUCCCCAUGGCAACGGCCCGGUGACAUUGCCAGUGGUGAUUCCAGUCCCGACAAGACGCCCUCCGUCAUCGGCACCCCAACACGGUGGUGUCAUCACUACGACAACAAAGGUGACCCCACGUCCCCCAGCUGACACCCUCUCUCCUGACAUCUCAAAUCCACCUGGUGUUUCUUUUGGAUUGACCACAGAGCUUGGACAAGUCAUUACUGCUGCACUUACAGUAGGCAUCCGGCUAACAUGUGCCGAAGUUGGCCCAACCUGUGAGUUCGGUAGUACUUGUGAUGAGGGUGACGCUACAUCGGAACCAGUCUGUCGAUGUAUCUUCCACUGUACCACUGACUCUUAUCCUGUGUGUGGCAGCAACGGACAGACCUACAUUAACCUCUGUGAUCUACGGGCGAGUGGAUGUAUCAACAAACAGAUUAUUCAUCAAGCUCACUCGGGAGCCUGCGACAAUUCGCCUUCACCGGACAGUGGCCAUCCAGACACACACGGGCAAACCACCAGACCCAGCAGCCAAGGUGGGGCUAGCUACCCCCAGGGUGGGGAUACCUCCCAAGGGGGUGGGGAGGAACAUGCAAACUCACCACACUCCGGUUUCAACCCUUGUGCGGGGGGUUCUUGUGGGAAACCUGCGGUCCGGCCGGCACUGGACAACCUCGCGUUGGUCUACGUGGUGUUUGGGAUCGACCACAUUGAUAUGAGUGAGGUAUCAACAGAGCAUGUUGUAGCUGAGGAGGAGGGGCAAGUCGUUUACGAUAACGACUUCAACAUCCUGAGUGAAGACACCCUAAGAGCGUUGUGUAAGAUCUGCAAGAAUGUAGCCGCUAGAACGGAGCUGGUUGAAGAGGGUGGAGCGCAGUGCUUCCCUGAUGCUUUCUCCAGUUACGUCAACGCAAUCAAGAUCAAGUAUGAAGAGUGUAGAGAUCUGCCGGUACCCAACCUUCUGGCUGGUACCCGCUCCAAGAGCCUUGUAUACAAGAGUGGCAGCAGGGUUGUCUGGUUUGCAAUGGCUUUCCAAUCGAAAACCUUUAUGGGUCAGUCGUCCUUUGAGUCCUACAAGGAUUAUAAUAAAUGGGAGGAAGUGAUGAAGGAUGAGGUUGAUGGUUUGACGGAGGAGGAGAAGGUCGGCCUCAAGACGAUGUUCCAGACCAGCUCCUACUGGAAGCAGAUCUUCAUGGAGAUUGUUGGUGUGACCAGUGCAAUAUACGGUGUGGCCUUCUCACUGCUGGUAUGCGUGGUAGCCGUUGUUAUCUUCACAGCUCAUAUUGGCAUUCUACUCAUUGCUUUCUUAACCAUUGGAGGUGUAAUCUUAGUUGUCAUCAGCAUGUUUUAUCUUCUUGGAUGGGAGAUGGGUGCUGUAGAAGCCGUCUCUCUCUCUAUCCUAGUCGGGUCCUCGGUAGAUUACUGUAUUCAUCUCAUCGAAGGAUACUUAGUGGCAGGAGACAGGGUACCAGACAGCUCCAAAAAGACAGCAGCGGAGAUGCGGAAUUGGCGAAUCCGUCACUCGGUCAGCACCAUCGGCGUGUCAAUCCUGAGCAGUGCCAUCACAACCAUCAUCGCCUCAAUUCCUCUCUGUUUCACUACCAUCCAGAUCUUCGCCAAGUUCGGCAAGAUCGUCGCCAUGAACACGUUCGUCUCAAUCUUCUACACACUGACGGCGUGCACUGCGUUCCUGAGCAUCGCGGGACCAGCUAGGUAUCAAUGGAACCUCAAGUGGUUUGUGUUCAGCGCGUUGGUGCUCUGCGCGCUCAUCGGAGCUGUCGUCGCUGCAUUGUUUGUGCUCCACACGUCGGGGGUGUCUAUUCCAGGACCCUCUGGGAGUCCUCUCUUCUAAAAAAGGAAAAUGGAGUUCCUCUUCUUAACUUCUUAACUAUUUCAUCUGCGCCCAGUUUCAUCAAGCCUGUAAGUUUACAUGCUCUACUUAUUUAGCGAACUUUAGCUUGGCUACUUUUUCCUAAUCACUGCUCACUGUAAGCAAAAGACAUGCUAUCUAGGCAUAAACAUUCUUUCACAGCAAAAGAAAAGUUGAAGUUUUUCAUUUAUUUGUAUGCCCCGCUGGCGAAGCAAGCAAAAGGGGCAUUACACGUUGCUUUGUGUGUGUGUUUGUGUGUGCAAUUAUUGUCCGAGCGAUAACUCAAGAAGGACUUGGCAUAACAACUCCAAACUUAGUGUGUGAAUUGCUCUUGGGAGCCCUCAGAAGCCGAUUGUUUUUGGACUCCUUCAACAAAUAUCAAGUUCAUAAUGGCUACAACAAAAGAAAUAUUGUCUAAUUAUUGUCUCAGCCAUAAUCCAAGAAUGAGAUUAAUCUCUCCAGCUGUCGAUUUCACCAAACUCUUCCUAACUUAGGAUUAAUCUUAGGACUUAGAACGAGUAAAGUUCCGUAUUC
This is a messenger RNA of Asterias rubens (European starfish), 5354 nucleotides long. RefSeq names its product protein dispatched homolog 3-like. The transcript is spliced from 20 exons. The coding region runs from base 348 to 4802 and encodes 1484 amino acids. Gene Ontology annotation, molecular function: protein binding. The record is from RefSeq and is a predicted model, not a curated record. Gene Ontology annotation, cellular component: membrane. Lineage: Eukaryota; Metazoa; Echinodermata; Asteroidea; Forcipulatida; Asteriidae.